This is a messenger RNA of Lathyrus oleraceus (garden pea), 2292 nucleotides long. RefSeq names its product probable flavin-containing monooxygenase 1. The record is from RefSeq and is a predicted model, not a curated record. The coding region runs from base 530 to 2101 and encodes 523 amino acids. Gene Ontology annotation, molecular function: N,N-dimethylaniline monooxygenase activity; flavin adenine dinucleotide binding; NADP binding. The transcript has 5 exons. Lineage: Eukaryota; Viridiplantae; Streptophyta; Magnoliopsida; Fabales; Fabaceae.
AAAGUAUAAAACUUUAUAACAUUUUAUUAAUUUAAAUAUGCUCAAUACAAUAUUGUACUUCUACAAUUAGAAAUGUGGCCACUUUAGAAAUGUUUAUCAGCAACUUCAUUUUUCUUUUAUUUGCUGAAACUUUGUAUGUCAUGCCACAUUAUUGCAAGAUAUGCAUAUUAAAAUGGUGAGGUUUGUAUGUAUUCUAUCGAUUAAAAAAGUGUCAAAAAAGGUGUCAGUGGAUUUUGUUUGUACUCCUUGAAAAAUGUGAUGGAAUUACCCAUUAGUGUGGGAUAUGAUUAAUUAAAAUUUUCUACAAUUAUAUAGAUACUAAUCCUAAUCCUCUUUCCAUACUCACACAGAAAACACAUGGCCACCCAAGACAACCCACCAAUAAUAAAAGAAUGUAAUAAAAUAUAGUGAUAUAUGAUUUCUCUUCUAUAUAUAGUAAUAAGAAAACCCUUUCACUCCUCACACUGUCCAUAGUCACACGCAUUUUGCAAAAUAAAACAAUAGUCUUAUUUUUCCACUACACAGCCCUAUGGCUAGCCAAGACAACCCACCAGUUAUGGUGUCUAAAAUUGGAAUCAUAGGUGCUGGAGUGAGUGGUUUAGCCGUAGCGAAACAACUAUCGAACUACAACCCUGUUGUUUUUGAAGCCACUGACUCAAUUGGUGGUGUUUGGAGACAUUGUUCCUAUAGGUGUACUAAGCUUCAAUCACAAACAUGGAACUAUGAGUUCAGUGAUUUCCCUUGGCCUAAGAGAGAGAGUUCUGAUUACCCUACCUAUGCUGAGAUUUUGGAAUACUUGCAUACUUAUGCAGUUCAUUUUGAUUUGUUUAAGUAUGUUAAGUUCAAUUCCAAAGUCGUGGAAAUCAAAUUUAUUGGUGAUAAAGAAGGUUUUGAUUUCGGACGACUACAUCGUGACAGUGGAAAUCCACUUUCUGGUCGUCCUAUGUGGGAGUUCUCUGUUCAGAGUAAUGAAUCAGACACGAUUCAGCUGUACCACUUCGAGUUUGUAGUGAUUUGCACUGGAAAAUAUGGUGACAUACCAUUGAUGCCAACAUUUCCACGGAACAAGGGACCUGAGGUGUUCAAUGGAAAGGUUCUGCAUAGCAUUGAUUAUUGUAAACUUGACAAAGAAGCUACCAGUGACCUUGUUAAAGGAAAAAAGGUUGUUGUCGUUGGUUACAAAAAAUCAGCUAUUGAUCUAGCUCUCGAGUGUGCACAGGCAAACCAAGGACCUGAAGGGCAACCAUGCACAAUAAUAAUAAGGAGUUUGCAUUGGACACUUCCCCAUUAUCAGAUGUGGGGAGUACCAUUUUUCUUGUUCUAUGCAACAAGAUCUGCACAGUUCCUUCAUCAAACACCAAAUCAGGGUUUACUCAAAUCCCUUUUAUGCCUCCUAUUAUCUCCAAUGAGGCGUGGGAUUUCAAAAUUCAUAGAGUCCUACUUACUUUGGAAACAGCCAAUGGAGAAGUAUGGACUGAAACCAGAUCACCCUUUUGAGGAAGAUUUUGCAUCUUGUCAAAUAGCUAUAACACCAGAAAGUUUUUUCCAUGAAGCUGACAAAGGAAAAAUCAUCUUCAAAAGAGCAUCAAAGUGGUGGUUUUCAAAUGAUGGGGUUGAAUUUGAUGACAACACUAAAACAGAGGCUGAUGUAGUUAUUUUGGCAACUGGUUAUGAUGGGAAAAAGAAACUUCAAGCCAUUUUGCCAGAACCUUUCAGUAGCUUAUUGGAAUACCCUUCUGGUAUGAUGUCAUUGUACAGGGGAACAGUUCAUCCAUUGAUUCCAAACAUGGCCUUUGUGGGUUAUGUUGAGAGUGUUUCGAAUCUAUACACCUCCGAGAUACGUUCCAUGUGGCUAUCUGGACUACUAGCUAACAAAUUUAAGCUCCCAACUGCUGAUAAGAUGCUUUCACAGACAAUUAAGGACAUGGAGACAAUGAAAAAUUCUACAAGGUUUUAUAAAAGAAACUGCAUCACAACAUUUGGUAUCAACCACAAUGAUGAAAUUUGCGAAGAUUUGGGUUGGAAUACUUGGAGGAAGAAGAGUUUGAUUAAAGAGGCAUUCACUCCUUACACUGCUUUUGACUAUAAGAAGGAAGAUUGAGAUUUUUAUAUGGUUCUUAACCAUAUCCCAUUCCUAUAUAUUUACUGAUGCAUUAAUAUUAUGAUUUCGUUUAAGCAUAAUAAGUGUAUGUGCUCUGACCGUGAUAUUUAAGCCGUGUAUUUGGUGCUUUUUAAAAUGAAUAAUUGAUGUACUUGUUUUUCAUAAGAUUCAAGUGCAUUUUUAGAGGGUAA